This is a messenger RNA of Hydractinia symbiolongicarpus, 2618 nucleotides long. Its product is annotated as unconventional myosin-XVIIIa-like. The coding region runs from base 140 to 2593 and encodes 817 amino acids. The transcript has a single exon. NCBI's taxonomy places the organism in Eukaryota, Metazoa, Cnidaria, Hydrozoa, Anthoathecata, Hydractiniidae. The record is from RefSeq and is a predicted model, not a curated record.
GGAGAAGCCAUUAAGCUGUGUUUUUCGUCAUGAAGCCAUUGCAUUGCAACUAACUUACGUUAUCAGUUUGUUGCAAGAACAUGAUUUAUCAAAGUUAAUUUGCAAUGUUCUCCUACUUAUCCCGAAGUACUUCCUGACUAUGGCUGUGAACCCUUGCGUAGCAUUCCACACGCUUAAGAAAUGCUACGUAACCGGAGAAGAAGUUGUUCCAUCGUUUACUAUAACUGGAUCUGUGGCUUUAAAUGAUUGGAUUGGUAUAUUUCCUGUUGACAACAGGACAUGCGAGAAUCCUUUAAUAUACCAAUGGGGUCCAUCCAAUAUCACUUCUACGAAAAUGCAGCAAACUUUAUCAGUGUCGCUUAAACUUGAAUGUUUAGGAGAUACUGAUCCCACAAGAAAAUAUGAGGUACGGUAUGUAAGAGGAGACGGUAACGAAAUACUUGGAAAAACGAGCGAGUUUACGAUAGCUGUUGUUGCACCACAAGAGAGUUUGAUCACUGUAAAAGAAGGCCUAUCCUUUGACGAUAAUAUUGUUUUCGUCGAUAAAGUAAGCCUCGAUGGGAUCGUUAGAAAUGAAAGGAACUGUGAAAAACUGAACGAAAAUUUAAUCGAAACAAAAGAGAAUUUGCAGCUCUUACAAGAAGAAUUAAACUCCACUGUAGCUGGGAAUCAAAUUUCUAAAACACAACUUCAAGAAGAAGUUACACGUCGAGAAUUAGCAGAAGACACAAUUAGAGAUUUAUCACGUCGACUUGGAGAACAGAUGAAGCUAAUUGAAGACAAAAAUGACGAACUUCUCUCUCUUCGUAAUGCGUGUGAACGAGAGAAGCACUUUCACGACUCUAUACGAGAAGAAUACGACGCUGUUCAAGAAAGCAGCGAAAAUUUUGCUACAGAAAUCGAAGAUCUUCGUGCUAUAGCAGCGAGUUAUAAAGUCGAGUGUUUUCGCAUGCGCAAAGAGCUUAUCAAUAACGAAGAACUCGAAAAGCAGUUAAAAUGUCAGAUUAUGGACGACCAUGAGAAGCAUGAUGAGGAGAUGGUUCAUUUCCAAAAAAUCGCAUCUAAAGAGAUGUCUAAAUUGAGAAAUAAUGUUGAACUUCUUGAACGUGCGCUAGAAAAAGAACGAACAAAAGUAUCGUCCUUGGAAACAAAUUUAGAGGAAUUAACAAAAAUUCAUGCAAAGGAAAUGGAAGAAAAAAACGAAAAAAUCAAGAAAGAUGAAGAAACGAUUCAAUUUUUAGGAAAGGAAAUUCAAGAUGAAAUCGAAAAACGAAAUAAACUUGUCGAAGAGAAUCAGGAAACAAUUCUGGGAUUGGAAAGUCGAGUAGCGAACGAGUCAAGCAAUGCAAGCCGACUUGAAAAUGACGUCAUCGUCGCAGAGAAUCGUUACAAAGAAGCUACUGAAGACAUUAAAUUUUUUCGUCAAAGUUUUAUCGACACUGAGCAGAAGCUGCAAAAAAUCCAACAACAACUUUCCAAAACCUCGAUAGAGUUAAACAAUUUGAAAAAUACGAAGACCGAAAGCCACGUCGUGAGAAGUGAUGUUGAGUGUGAAUCUAUCAACAAAGAGACAAUGACAGACAUUGAUUUUGACGAUAAAUCGACGAUUUGCGAGUCCCAAUGCGUCUCAACAAAUCCGUCAAAUGAAACACUCGUCUCUGUUGACCGACGUCGCCGUUUACCUAGUGAUGUUACCGAUUUUACCGACGAUGAAAGUUGGUGCACCGAAAGUUUGAAAUCACGAAGCAUGGAAUAUCUAGUGUCGCGUGGACCAACCUCCAGAAAUAAGUCUACAGCUGGACUUAUACAAUUAGGAGACAUAAACCGAAGUGAAAUGUUAGAGUCGGUUUCAAGUGUCGGCAGCGUUUUAAGCGUUGACUAUCCAUUACAGCAAAUACCUGUCGCCGAAACAAAUAGAUUUGCGAAGAAAGGACGUCGACGUUUUAGCAAACCUAUCGACUUAAGCCCUUCAUCGUCUGUUUGUACUCUUUCUGUUGGGAAGAAAGACGAUCUUCCUUUAGCUUUCGUGAAAGACAUUGCUGACCUCGAUCGACCUACUAUGGAAAAACAAUACAUAGCGAUACGACAGCACAGAAACUCACUUAUUCGCGAAAACACAUAUCUGAAAAACAAAGUCUCUUCUCUCAACACAGACCUUGUUUUCAUGAACGCUAGUCUGCAAAACAUUAUUUUGGAGGCUGAGCACAAGGUUGGUAUGAUGCAAGUAAUGCUUGCCAGUCAAGAAUUAGCGAACAUAAACAAUUCUUUAUACUUGCAUGAAUACGAUCAAAUUGCUACAACGCCUCAAAGGGAGAGCAGUCGCAAUGGUAAUGAUGUUUUGUCACCAUACGCUCCAGAAUACACUCCAUCUUCGAUGCGAAUUCAACAACAACAAUCAGUGUUCUUGCCUCCACCGCCUACAUCUGCUUUUUUCGAAUAUAUGGCGCAACAAGCAGAGAAUGGUUAUUUUCUUCCACUUCCGCCUUCCCUUCCGCCUCCACCACCGCCGCCAGUCAUCCAAAACAUGGAAGAUAUGGUUGAUGUAAGUCAACAACUUGUAAAUAUUGGUGUUAAUGUAACACAGAUUCAGUAGUAUAUGUUUUACGUGAAGUGAUAGC